Molecule: messenger RNA, 2458 nt
Organism: Salmo salar (Atlantic salmon)
Lineage: Eukaryota; Metazoa; Chordata; Actinopteri; Salmoniformes; Salmonidae
Gene: efhc2
Product: EF-hand domain (C-terminal) containing 2
Biological process (GO): regulation of neuron projection development
Cellular component (GO): microtubule
Source: RefSeq, a predicted model, not a curated record
CAACCUCAAACGGGAAGGACGAACGAACUUCUCACGAGUUGGACGGAGGAAAAAGUAUAUUUAUAUCCCAAUUAAUGCCACUAUGGCACUGCCGACGCUGCCUGUUAAUUCUCUCAACAAAAACUUGGGGAAAGACAAAUUCCACAAGUCCCAGCAUUUUGACUAUUCCAACGGGGUCCGUAUGAUGGUGGGCUCUGGGAAGCCAGGCAUUGGAGGGGAGUUGCUGUUGGGCCAGAAGUCUCAACCAAACUAUUCUGUCUUCCCCAAUGGAGAGGGCAGUGACACUCCAUCAUGGGUGGCCUUUGACAAGCAGGUGCUGAGCUUCAAUGCUUUCUUCCAGGAGGCUGUGCCUCAGAAGCGAGAGGAGAAGUACCGCGUCAGGAAGUGUAAGAUCUAUUUCUACCUGGAAGACGACACAAUCCAGGUGGUAGAGCCUGAAUUAAAGAACAGCGGAAUACCACAAGGAACGCUGAUUCGUCGGCACCGCAUCCCACUGCCCCCUCCAGAUGAUGAGUGCUUCUACACGGUGCACGACUUCAACAUCAACCAGCAGAUGGUGCUGUACUCACGCACUUUCAUGGUCACCGACUGUGACCCCUUCACCAGAAACUUCCUCAGGAAGAUGGGGGUACGGCUCAACCCCCCCACCUCCACUCCCCUGGACCCCUACAGCAACCUACGGCAAGAGAUGGAGAAGAGUAUGAAGCCGCUGCGUCCAUACGAGAGGCUGGACACGCUCAAGCAGUUCCUGGACCACGACCGCAAUGUGCUGCGGUUCUACUGCCACUGGGACGACUCAGAGAACAUGUUUGGGGACCCGCGCGAGCUCACCCUGCACUACUUCUUGGCCGAUGACACCAUAGAGAUCAGGGAGGUCAUCUACCCCAACUCAGGCCGGGAUGCCACCCCAAAGUUUCUGCACCGUAGCAAGCUGCCCAAGCAUGCUCCCAACCCCAAGCGUCAGCCCGGAGAUAUCACAGACCGUACGGUGCUCAACGUCUUUGGUCCUAUGGGCCAGGGAGGACGCUACAUCCUGGACAGCCUCAAAACAGGUGCGGUCCAUGAGCAGUUCUAUAAGGACAGUGACCUGACUCUGGGGGGCAUAGUCAACGUGUGGGGACGCAGGGUGGUCAUCUGUGACUGUGACAACUUCACCAAAGAGUUCUACCGCUCCAAAUACGGCAUUGAGGACUUCAGCCCAGUACAGUACAAGGCACCUCUGGCCCCUAAGCCCCCCAGGCCUGUACCUCCCUACAAUGGCUUUGGCUCUGAAGAGGACUCACUGUGCUCCUGCCAGGGCUUGCUGCCCAAACCCCCCCAGAAAGACUUCCGCAAGCUCAUGGAGAAAGACAGACAGGGCCUUGAGAGCAACGUGCUGAGGUUUAUGGGGAAGAUGGUGACUGAAAAUCCCAUCGACAGAGAUAGACUCUUCAUAAUCUCCUUCUACCUCAGUGACGACACCAUCUGUGUAUUCGAACCGCCUCAGAGGAACACCGGUGUGUUGGCGGGUAAGUUCCUUGAGCGUGGCAGAGUGAAGAAGCCUGGUCAGGAGCUGUUUAAGAGUGAGAUGUCCCAGUAUUUCAGUGCCCAGGACCUGUAUGUAGGAGCCAGGAUCAACCUCAACAACCAGGGCUUCCAGCUGAUCGACGCUGAUGAGUACGCCUUCAACUACAUGGAGCAACACGCUGAGGAGUUUCCCAGGGCUAACAUGGGCUCCAUCAUCAGUAAGAUCCGCUCCAUCCCUGAGGACAAACAGAAUGAGAUUAAACAGUUCCUCACCCUCAGUGACCCUGGAAACACUGGACUGAUCCCUUACGAACCCUUCAGGGGCCUGCUGGUGGGUCUGGAGUGUGGUCUGUCGGAGCACGAGGUGAUGAUGCUCGGUCGUUGUUUCUGUGAGCGCCAGCAGCCCGAGGCAGAGGUGGGCCUCAUGCUGGCUGUGGCUCAGGACCACCUACGCAAGAAACACUUUGAGAGCUUCUCCGACAUGACCAGAGCCUUCACACACGAGGACCGACACAGGACUGGUCAUCUCUCCACCAAGGAGGCCAGGACCAUCUGUAAGGCCUUCCAGCUGCCACUGGCUGAGGACCUGUUGAGGGCCCUCCUCAAGAAGUUUGAUGCAGGCUCUGAGGAGAUGGACUACCAUGCCUUUCUGGCAGGGAUCAACUGGAGAGAGAACCCUGCUCCCCCUGUCCUGCCUGACGACGCCCUGAAGUUUAACGUGGACUGGAGCAGGGAAGCCAGAGGCCCAGAGGUGAAGAGCAUCAACUACUCUGUCCUUCUGGAAGACGUGUUCGGUAGUGUCAACACCAACCCAACACUCUAACCAACCCAACAUUCUAACCAACCCAACACUCUAACCAACCCAACAUUCUAACCAACCCAACACUCUAACCAACCCAACAUUCUAACCAACCCAACACUCUAACCAACCCAACAUUCUAACCAACCCAAC